AUGAGUUUAGAUAUGGAGUACAGUUAUGAAGAGGCCGCGGCGACGAUGGAUAUUUUUUCCCAAGAGCACAUCGAUGAGUUAAAGGAAUGGACGCAAAAUUUAGAUAAAUCUAAAUAUGUGCCAAGAGACCUAACUAAUAAACAACUGCUUUUAUUUUACAACGCUUGCUACGGGGAUGUGGAGAAGACGAAGAUGUGUAUGGAGAAAUAUUACAAUAUAAGAAAGAACGCGCCAGACUUAUUCGAUAACAGGGUACUUUCGCUGGACGAAAUUAAACCUUUUAUCGAAGCCUUGGAGUACUCAGUCCUUCCUGGUAAAUCCUGUAAGGGUUACGACCUGAUCUACCACCGGCUGCACAUCACGGACCCUGCGAGGUAUACCUUCGAGUACGGAGCUAAAAUACUCUUUAUGACAGUUGAUUCGUGUUUAUACAAGAAAGGACCGCAGCCGGGCUACAUAUUUCUGUUCGACAUGCGCGGAGUCAAACUCGGGCACAUCACGAGAGUCAGUCUAACAGCUCUGCGCAAAUUCUUCCAGUACGUGCAAGAAGCGAUGCCCGUGCGCAUGAAGGAGAUUCACGUGUUCAAUACCGAGCCCAUCAUAGACAAGCUGAUGAUGCUAAUCCGACCGUUUUUGGACAAGAAAUUCUUUGAUAUGAUAAAAUUCCACGCCAAAAACGAAGAUUUAGAAAAUUUCUAUGAAACAGUGGUACCGAGGUCGUCCCUCCCGCCCGACCAUGGUGGAACUUUGCCGGACACACAAACCCUCCACAAGAAAUGUAUGCAGCAGCUCAAGGCAAUGGAACCGUACUUCGCAGCCGAAGAGCAGCAGCGGGUCAACGCUCUACCAGACAAGAAAAGAGAGAAGCACAUGGAGAGAGCGUUUAAGAACCUAGAAAUUGACUAG
Messenger RNA from Leptosia nina, 906 nucleotides. The record is from the annotation of a GenBank genome assembly. Lineage: Eukaryota; Metazoa; Arthropoda; Insecta; Lepidoptera; Pieridae.